Molecule: messenger RNA, 2644 nt
Organism: Coregonus clupeaformis (lake whitefish)
Lineage: Eukaryota; Metazoa; Chordata; Actinopteri; Salmoniformes; Salmonidae
Product: unconventional myosin-XV-like
Cellular component (GO): cytoskeleton
Molecular function (GO): protein binding
Source: RefSeq, a predicted model, not a curated record
GUUUGUGUCUGACCACGCCCCUGCUGGUUGCCAGGCGCUGCUGCAGCACCGGCUGAUCCAGGCCAAUCAGAAGUCCCGGCUGGGAUCAGGCUCCGCCCCUGAGGCAGCACGCACCUAUCCACUGACUCUGCUGGAGUGGACAGCCAAUAGGAAGAGGGCUAACAUGGUGCUGCAGGUGACCUGCUUCGACGGAGGAUCCUUCCUGUGUCCCGUCAACUCCUGGACCAGUGGAGAAGACCUGGCGGGAGACAUCCUGCUACACAGGGGAGUGUGUGAGGCGUGGAGGGGGUGGUCUAUACUGAUGAAGGAGCAUGGGCAGUGGGCGGAGCUAGCCGGUCAUGAUUACGUCAUGGAUCUGAUCUCAGACUUGGAGCUGCCGUCUGACUUCCCCAAACAGAAGAGUUACUUCAUCAUCUCAGCUGAGGAUCCUAACACAGUCAGAACCAACACCAGCCUGACUCUGUUUGGCAGUGGUUUUGACAGUGAUGAGGAGAUGUCCCCGCCCCCCCCACUCAGCACCCCCCAACCUGCAUACAGCCUGCCAGACUCUGAGGGAUACUCCAGCCACGUGGAGUCUGAUGGGUUCAGCGACGGUCAGACUCAGAGAGGGAUGGAGCAAUACCUGGACAGCCUCUUCAACCCUGUGUUAUCAGACGGCAGCACGGACCUGGACAAGCCGGCCAGUAUGACAGGCCGGAUGAAGGGAGGAGGGGGGAUUGGAGGAGAGGAGGAGAGGGGUCAGGCCCCCGCCAGCAGACCAUACCCCCCAGGACUACAGCCCGGAGGUUCUCCAGAACAGACAGUGAUGGCUCAGCAGCAACAGGCCAUCAUCAACCAGCAAGCCAUCAUACUGGCCCAGCAGAUGACCAUGCAGGCCAUGGCUUUCCAGCAGCAGAUGCUGUCUUCCUUCCCCCAGGCCCCCCAGGCCCCUCCCACACAACCACCCCUCCGCACCCCCAGCCCUACUGAAGAAGCUCCAGAGAGUCCUUACCAGGCCAGCCUGAACCCAGCCCACCUCCAACCCUCCCCCAGGAAACCCAGUCCGACACGGGUGGCCCCUCCUGAUGACAUGGUGCGGUCCAAGGCCCCCCCUCUAGAAGGAGUGGUCCGGCCCAGUGUGUCUAACACAGAACACUGUAACCCCUCCCACAACAUCAAGGAUAUGAUCAGACAGUACCAAUACCCAUCUAACCCUGCACCCAGCCAGCCUGCACAGAGGAAGGGGGAGGGGAAGAUGUUUAUGAAGAAGCCAGACCCUCAUGAUGAGGCCAUGGAUAUCCUGAAAGACCAGAUGGCCAACCCCCCACCACAGAAGUCUUUCUCUCCGGCGGCGCCUCGGAAACCAAGGGAGGAGGGUGGAUCCAAAGUCACCAAUGCAACCAAACCCCGCCCACCUGCCCUAGCCGCCUCCCACAGCAGCACCGCCCCCCCACCAGUGUCCAGAGAGUUGCCUGUAGAGGAAGAGACCAGCCAGACCCAGCUCCACUGUAGGAGCAGUGAAGAACACUACACUUACACUAACAUACCCUGGAAGAUUUACCUGAGGAAAGAGGUGUUCUAUCCUAAAGACAACUUCAACACUCCUGUGGUUCUGGAGCUGCUGUUCCGACAGAUAGUCCAUGACACCUUCUCAGAGGCCUGCAUCCGUAUCACUCAGGAGGAGAGGGCCAAGAUGAAGGCUCUGUUUGAGGAGCACCAGGUGGGCCAGGGUGGAGACACACAGGAUGAGAGGGUGAAGAAGAACAUCGUGACAACGGCCAGAGACUCCUGGGAAAUCUACUUCUCACGACUCUUCCCUGCCUCGGGCAGUGUGGGUACCGGGGUACAGGUGGUCUCAGUGUCUCAUCGAGGCAUCAAGCUGCUGAAGAUGGUGAGAAGCAGUGCUGUCGCCCCGGACUACUUCAAAGUACUACGUCCUUACAGUUACGCGGACAUCCUGUUUGUGUCCAUUCCAUCUAAGAACAUGUUGGAGUUUAACCUGACCAAUGAGAAGCUGAUUCUGUUCUCCGCCAAGGCACCACAGGUCAAACACAUGGUGGACUACUUCAUCACAGAACUGAAGAAGGACUCGGAGUACGUGGUAGCAGUGAGGAACUACAUCACAGAAGACAGAACUCUGCUCAGCUUCCACAAGGGAGACAUCAUCCGACUACACAGUGCGGAGGGGCUGGAGGAGGGCCAACGCUACGGCUGCAUCGUCAGGAAGAAGGUGAUGCUGCUGGAGGAACUAAAGAGAGAUACUCCUGAGUUUGGCUGGCGGUACGGGGCGGUGUACGGGCGGUGGGGUGUGUUUCCAGGUGAGUGUGUUCAGCCGGUGGCCGCUCCAGACUUCCUGGUUCUCCCCGCUGAGAGGGCGGAGCCUCGUGACAGACAAGGCCGUGUUGCAGCCUCCGCUGCUAUCGCCGUGGCGAUGGGCUCUACUGUCGCCGCCCAUCAACUGGACCUCAACACAGAGGCUGUGGUGGGGUAUGGUGAAGACAGCCGUAGUCUACAUCUAGAAGGACCCUCUCUACAGGACAGCCAGUAUAACAUGGAGGAGUUUUCCAGGAAGUACUAUAGACAGGCUCGGAGACACAGUGACCAGCAGAACACCAAGAAGGGGAAGCUCAGCAGAGACCCAGCUGACAUGGUUCAAUACUCUAAG